AGUAAACGUUUGGACGUCAAUCGCGUAAGUUCGCGAACCCGUCCGUCGGCCGAUUGCUGUCUCUGCUGGCGAUCGAUAAACAAUAAGACACAAAUUAUUAUCGUUAUUAUUAUUAUUGUUUUUUUUUGCCGAAUCCCAUUUGGCGCGCAAACGUCGUUCGUUAUUCGCGGGGAUAAAAAAAAACUCAUAAAACACGUCACGUAUUGUAUAGCAUACAGUGUGCGCGCGGUUUGUCUACAAACAGCGACAGAGUAUCCGAGUGUCCGGUAAAAUACCAAUAUUUAAAAUCGCCCGUGUCCGUCGCGCGCUUCUUUACACAGAAACACCAGGUAAGACACCGAUAACCGGGCAUGUUAUAACCAUGUCGGUAUAAUAUGGGAAUAGUGAUAAGGUCGGUUUUAAGCAAAAAAAAACAAAAACGAUUAUUAUAGUCGACCAUUAUUUUUUUUUUAUCGUUGAUUUUCCUUUGUCAGUUAUCAUAUUGUAUGUCUACGACUCGUUUGAUAGCUCAAACAUUUCGCGUGUAAGUCAACUGUUGUGGGUUGAACCAACGAAACGACCAACCGGACUGGAUUUUUUUUCCGAAAUUCGAAUGCGCGUUGACAUUAUAGUUGUAGACGCUGCGAUUGUACUUGACGCGAUAAAUGCGUAUUACAGUUGACAGAUAUAAUUAUAGUACUUUAAUAGCCCAACAGUAUUAUAUUGUAUUACAAAAAGAAUUAAACAAAUAGUGGAACUUUAUUGAAACGCUACGAAGUUAAGUCUAUUUGCGUUUUAUAAGUAUUCUAACGAAUUAAAUACAUUUCCUGUUAACUUAAUGAUCAACUCGAUCAUCUUUGGGUAAGAUUAUACGCCUAUAAGCGUAACCAAUUAAUAUAGAAAUAUACUCGAAUAAAAAAAAGUACACUAUUUGUUCAAAGUUACACAAAUCAGUAUAACUUUGUAACUUUCAAAUUACUUUUAUAUUACAUCCUAAGUUAUCCUUUUCCCCGUGUAUUUUACAUGAACGUUAUAAUAUUUAUAAAAUUGAUUUAUCAUGUAGAUUAAUAUUAAAAUAAUAAUAAUACUUUAGUGAAUAAUAGUUAAAAAUAUGCAAAUAAUACUGCUAAAAAAUAUUUUUUUCGAGUAAUUAAAAAAAAAAAAAAAAAAGUAAGUUACUGCAACCUUCUGAAAUCGAAUACAUUUUCUGGUUAUGGAUUUGUACACUCGAUAUCGUUUUUAGUUUGGUCGCUUACAGAUUAUAACGAAACGAUGGCGACCAAUUUGUUUUUUUUCUUUUAAAUUUCCGUUUGACUUCGGUCGCCAUUCAUUUAUUCACCCUGUUGAUCGUCCGGUAAACGUUUCGGUCUCGGCCGUCCGAUGCACACGAGUUGCAUCUCCUCCCUUCCCCUCCCCCCGAGUAACCGGUAACUGUUGAGUGCAUGCCACGAAACGCUCUCUUAAAAUAGCAGUUAAUAAACAGUAGCGAUAAUUUACACGAAUAUUAUUGCGCUCAGAAUUAAUUUUCAAUUAAAAAUUACACGCGUUUCUAAAUUUCCGUGAGUUUUAUAGAAAGUACUGAGAUUAGAGAUUCGAAUGAAAAUGUUUUCUAUAUUGAUAAGUUUCGAUGUUCUUUUUCUUUGUAAGUAGGUAGAGUAAUAUGUUGUAACGGUUCUCGUUUAAAGGGUAGUAGGAAGGCGCAGUACGAAAUGCCAUUAUUUCUAGGUUCCGAGUUACUGCAGUUUAUAUAGGUUAGGACAAUAUUACAUAUAGGUUACGUAUAUUGGAAUAUAAAACAAAUAUUAUUUGAAAUGAAUCAAGAAUAUGUAUUAUUUAUACUGCUGCUGCAUUUUUAACCUAACCCAAUAGAAUAGGCGUUAAGGGGAAUUAUAAGAUAUACGCGUAUUUACUAUCUCGGUCCAACUAACGGGCAACAUAAUAUUAUAGCCGAAAUGCAUAAAAUAGAACUGAAACACUACGACUAGUGGGUUGAAAUCGAUGUUUAAACACAGGUGACAGAAUUUAAAGAGGAGAAAAUUUUCGAGAGCACCGCUUUUUUUUUUUCUAAACAAAAGAGCUAUAUUAUUUAUUAAAAAUUUUUGCGUAUCACUAAUACUUAAAACAGUUUAGUUUUUAUGCACCUUUUUUUUUUGUGUACAUUACGACAGACGUGAAUAUUGAUAUACACGGGGGGUUUUUUCUGUCGAAAAUUCACAGCGCCGCGAUGUUCUUUCGUUUUGUUUUUUUUUUUCAAUUUAAACUUUAUUACCGUGACCUAAACUCGUAUAGUAAUAUACCACAGGUACCGCACCGCGUCGUUAUUUCAUUCAAAACCGAAAUAAAUAAAAAGAUUAAUUACGUUGAAUAGUUUGAUGCGCAUUCAAAAAUAGGCAUUGUGUUACAUAGGUACUCCUCGUAUAAUACGAUAAUUAGAUUUCCUCCGACCGGAUAAUAAUAUAAAUGUGCCUAUUUAAUAUAAUAGCAGUGAUGAAUGCCAAUUUUAUUGAAGUUUUUUUUUUAUAGGCGUAGUCGUUUGUAAUGAAUAUCGAAUAACAAAAUAAUACUGAUAUUAGAUACCUACUAUUAUAUAGCAAUGUUUUUUUUUUUUUUUUUUUUAUAUAAAAUGUGCAUAGACUUGCAUUUAUUUUAUAUUUUAAUUAAUUUUCAACUUGAUAUGUGUUCACCAUAAAGGCACAAAACACGGUGUAGUAAACAUAAUACUUAAACGAUGCGUACACCGUAGGACAGUACGACUACUUACAUAUAGUAUUGCAAUACGAAUUAUCGGUAAAGAAUCAACGCUCUAUUUAAGCAAGUACAUUAUGGGUAUUUGUCCAAAAACCAUGUGAAUCUAGGAUUCGUCUACUGGAUAUACUGGAUAACUAUACUAAAAGUGCAUGCGGUGCACGAGCACAAGGCGCCUAAAUUCUUAAAAUCCCUGUUCUACACUAUAAAUCAAUAAAUAGAAAUAUUGUAUUGUAAAAUAAACAAUUAUUACGCCGAAUUAUGAGACACUGGGAAAUAGGCCGAUAAGCCAAAAAAAUUAUUAGAAUUUCAUGCAGUGCACUGGAUCUCUAUUCUCUAUUUCUAUAAUUCAGACCCUGUAAAGAAUUCUAGCAUAACCUAAUUUAACCUAAAUAUGAAUUUCAAAGUUCCCGACAGUUUAUUGACGGUCAGUUUUGUUUUUAUUGACUUAUAUAGAGUUACGUUGGCUACGAACAAAAAAAUCUGGUUUACACGGUCAAAAAUUUUCCCAAAUACUUGUCGUAUGUCAAACAUCAAAUGUUUCAAAACCAUUCCUAAAAUCCUAGAAGAGUUUAUUCAAAUAUGUGAUUACUGAAUCGAUAAAAAAUGUCGUUAUUAUCGCACAUAACACGAACAAUUGAUUUUUUCAUGCGUAGUGGCGUGGUUUAAAGUUGUUAAAUUACAAUCACUUAACUUAUAAAUUAUUGUUAUUUUGAUUUAAUAUUUGAUAGCCUGAACCUUUUUUCUAACUAAUUACUAAAUUUUGAUACAUUUCUAAUAUUUUAACCAUCUGAAGAGGAUUUAACACUAGGUGUAUUAAUCAGUUUACCUAGCAGCUCCGCUCGAAAUUGUUUUUUGAUUUCAACAAUUUAUCAUUUUUGUCUGCAAUAUAUUAUUAUUAUGGAAUAAUAUUAAUUUUCUUUGAUCCAUAUCCUAUCCAUAUCUGUCUUUUUUUCCACGAUUAAUAUCCAUGUAUAGAUACAUAUUGUCGUUUAUCCUAUGUACGCUUCUUCAUUCGACACCCAUUUUAUCCAGGAGAUUUUUAAUCUCCGCGGUGCCAAAAGUAUGCUCCAGUUCUUUUUUGUAGUUUGUUAUUAUAAUUUUUGUUGUUGUUUUUGUUGUCGGAACUAAUAAUUUAAAUUCGAUAGAUAUAGGUUUUUUUUAAAAAAAAAAGGAUCUCUCGGCAAAUUCGUUUUGCGCGGUAUAAACAUGGACUAAUUCCAAAACUUUCGUCUUGGAUAACGGCCAUUUCGCACAAAACUUAUAUAUAUACUGUUGCUGCACCACAAGUAUUAUAUUAUUAUACGAACCGCACGUUAAAAAUAUUAAAAUUGAAAUAUAUAGCCCUUAUGAUGUAUACAUACAUUCCGGGUGGACGACUUCUAAAUUUAGCGCGUAUCCACAUCAUUUUUGACCCAGUUUUUUUUUUCAGAUUGUAUACGAGUAUAAUAAUAUAACAUAUUAAUGUUAGAACGCGAAUAAUCGGUCCAGGUCAAAAUAUCUCCAGUGGAAAUAUCUUUAAACAAUUUAAUUUUAAAUAAAAUUGUAACCCAUAAUAUGUUUUUUUCUUCUUUUAAAUAUACAAUCUUACAAUCUGUAAACUUAUUAUUUUACAAUGAGAAUAUGUGCUAUAAUAACAAUAAUAAUUAGCAUGCGAGUUACUUGAUAAAAGGAGUAACCCAGCGGCUACACUUUAUAUUGAUUUAAAAUUGUAUACUAUAUAAUUUCUUUUUAUACAUUAAUUUAUAUUUGGAUUAAAAGUUAAGUUCAUAACACCAUAUUUUCUUAAGGCUCCUUUGGGAAUUGCCUGGGAUUGAGUCUGAAUCAAGUUCUGAAAUUAGUGGGUUAGAGCGGUUUUCUAGUCGUGAGUGAUUAACGUUUAUAUAAAAUUGAAGACAUUUCUAGAACAGUUUUGGUGUUUAAAUUAAUUUUGUAUUAAAUUUUAGUAUAAAUUAAUUACUCAAUUAAUAUUGAAAAUAUCUCAAAAAAUACAAAAAUAUAUGCGUACUAAUAUUAAAAUUUAUACUAUUCAAUGACAAAAUUACAAAAAUAUAUCAAUACUGGAGAUUUUUUUUUUUUAAGAGAUAUUUUUUAAUUAGAGAUAUAAGAUUUGACCAGUCACCGAAUAAUCGAAUGAUCGGUACGUCCUUAAAUCGUUUGUAUAUUAUUAUUGGUACUACGAUAUUAUUUUAGAAGAACUUUCGCCUUUCGUCACUUGCACCACUGGCAGGUAUGCGAGAUUACACUAGUAUCGGUUCAAAUAACUGGUUUUUAGCGAUGUCGAAAUGCAUACCUAUAUCCGAAACACGCCUCUGCAGCUGCAAUACAUUUAUAGAGAAUUCAUUUCCGAAUCGACAUUGUGUAUAAAAACACUCUUGCCUUUCGAUUUGAAAAGAAAAUAUAUUGACUAUAGAGUAUAAUAUAUACCUAAAGCGAAAUUUUAUGUAAGAUCGGGCGGUUAAACGUACAAUUUUUCAUACAUAAUUCGGGAUUAUAAUUUUUUAUUUUUGAAACAUUUUUUCAGCCAUUUUAUAAACUUUAUUUUUUUGAACAUUUUGACGUAUCGACUUUAUUUUCAUUAAAUUCGUGUUUUUUAAUAAUUUGUUAAAGUUCCAAGUAAAAAGUACUGAUAAUUAUGCAGCAGGCUGUAAUUACAUUAGCUAAGUGAUUAUUAUUAUUUUGGUUAACUGACUGUUCACUUUUUUCUCGGAGCUUUAAACAAUUAUUAAAAAACUUCAUUAUUUUAUGAAAAUAACGUUGAUACGUCAAAAUGUUCAGAAGAAUAUAAACUUUAUAAAAUGGCUAUAUUCAAAUUUUUCAAAAAUAAUAAAAUAAAAGUUAUUUUUUUAAGAUUUCGACCAAAACAUAAACAAUUGAUUAAAACAUAAAUAUCCGUAGUCCUUAUUCCUUUGAGUAAUAUAAAAAAAAAAAUAAUAAUAUAAUUUGAUUAAGUAUCUUUAUUAUUUCCGGAGAUAUUACGAUUGGUAAAUCUUUGUGGGGCACACUGUAUAGUUACACCAACAUAUCCGUAUAUUAAACAACAAUCGAUUUUAACUAAAGGGCGGGCUGAUAUUUUUUUUCAACGAACUAUAUAAUUGAUUUGUUUUUUUCUUAUUCACAAUAACCUACAUUAUAAUCUUAUUAAAAUAGCCUUACGGACCCAUCCCCUUAAAUCUACGGUGGCAUACUUUCGUUUUGGAUCUGCACCCAAUAAUCUGAGGCUCAAAAAAAGUCAUUGAUAUUCUAUAUUAUAAUAUGUCGAACCAAUUAAUCAGUUAAUUAAAAUUAUUGGUUAUUGCCAGUAGGUAUGUAAUAAAUUCUCGUAUCAAUUGUCUGAUUACAAUACCAUACCUAUAAUAAAUUGCUGGACCACUGCGUUAUAUGUUUAGAGAUAUCAGGUAUAUUAAGUAUAUUACUCAUCGGUAUGUUAUUUAUCCGAAACAAAAAACAAACCAACGAAAGCCAAACGUGUUAUUUAUUUUAACGAGCAUCACACAUAGGCAGGUUUAUAUUAUAUUAUGUACACAAAUCGUAUUCUUGUCUGCCCGAUUGUCGUACAAAUAUAAUAAUAUUAUUUAUAAUAUAAUAUUCGUUUAUCAUAAUUUUAUUGUUAAUACUGUUAUUAUCAUAUUUUUGUUGGUUGAAUUAUUUGUUCAGUGAUAAACAAAAAUAUACUAAAUGUUUUUUUAUUAUUUAAUUUUUUUUUUUAAUCUAAUUGAUUUUGACUAUUGGAUUGAAUUAUCGAUUCUUCGUUUCAGUUAGAUCUUGACAACGUCAGGAUUCACACGUGUAUAAACUCGAGUAGUCAUUUUAUGGUUAUUGAUUAACAAUAUUUCUUGCUGUUUUUUUUUUCAGUAAAUUUUAAGAACUAACAAAGAUCGCUUCGCCGAUAGUAAGAGAUUAUUAACAGUAUUUAGUUACUAACACCAUUAACACUAUCCGUCAGCAUGCAGCACAAUAGGUAAGUCGUCUGUAUCCAUAUACAUCAUACACCUAACAACACUAUGUAUUUUAAUUCAAAUAUAUUUAAAUUAAAGGGAUUGGAUACCGAUAUUUUUUUUAUUAAUAAUUGUCUAACACAACAUAAUAUGUUUAUUCGUCGCAGCGAUUCGGGCUGAUUUUCUUUCAGUCGGUCCGAUUUACGUAGCAGUAAUUAAGUGAUAAGAAUUUCAAAAAACAGAUUUGGAUUCAGCGUGAAGUGUAGUGGCCAUUGUUUCGAAUUUCGUCAUUUUAGUCUUUCCUUUGAUUAAAAUUUUUAUAUAAAAAACGUUGCCUGACCGAACCCACGUAUACACUACACGUUGAAUUCAAUAAUUGAGAUCCUAUAUAAUACAGGGGUGGCUACUAACCUUAAUUUCGAGAACCGCAAAUUCAUAAAGCUCAUUCUAGGCGAGUAACAUUGUAAAGCGAUGUUUAUAAAAUGAAGACACAUUUUUCAUUUUAAAUCAAAUGAGAAGUGCUCUUUUGAGUGUUCAUUUUUUCUGCAAGAUUUUUGAAAUCUGACGGAUAAUUUGUGAGCGUAGUUCACACAAGUUCACUUGUUCAUCAGUUAGUUCAGAUAUCAGAUCGAUAUUUAGAUUUAAUGAAUUUAAUUGGUCGCUAUGCCAAUCUAUAAAAACGACUGUAAUGAUAACGAAACCAACGGCAAUAAAAUCAUUUUCUAACGAAAUUAUAUUUAUUAAUUUUAGUUCAGGCUUGGUUCAAGAGCCGCACGAGACUGAUUCAAGAGCCGCAUGGAGUUCACGAGCCUCGUUGUGGCCACCCUUGCUAUAAUAUAUAAGAAAAUAGUGACCAAUUCGAUAAAGCAGUAUGAUUGGCCACAUACCGGUUAAUUAACAUAACUGAAUUAUCGUGCUGUUUUACAGUACUUAAUAAUGUAUGAAAAUAUUUAAUCUCCACACAAAUAAGUAUAGAUAAGAAAGAAUAUACACGUUUAUUAUUAUGAUCUUUGUAUAAUAUUUCAAAGCUAGAUUUUUUUUUAAUUAUAAGAACAAAUCUUGAUGCAAUAAUGGUAUUUUAUGGGCCGUGACUCCCCAUUCUGAGUAGAAUAGUAUCUACCGAAAGACCUUCCCGGGCAAAACCAUAAAAAGUGCCUACUGAAAAAAAAAUUUAAAUUGGCACGGUCUCAACACAAAAAACCUGGAAUUUUAGAUUUUUAUUUUUUUCGGUUUUCUAUAAGCGUUAUAAUUACAACGACGAUGACAAUUUAUUUCAUUUUUACUUGAUCUCAACGUGGACCCUUUAAUGGCGGUCCGUGAAAACUUGAUAAGAACCGGUGGCCACUCUAUUAUCAUAUAGGCUCUCUAGAUCGGACCGACCAAGAGGAAAUCGGUCUACAUCAGUAUUGCCGUGCUGCUUAUGUGUUGUGAUUCGUAAAAAGAAAAUAUCUUUAUUUUAUAAUUUGGAUAGUAUUGGAUGAUAAUGAAAUUUGGAUGAUAUUUGGAGGUGUAUAGUUUUUUCGGAACCAUCAGACAAAUGGUACUUUGAAGGAGAUUAAAUGUUUUUUAUAAAAAAAUUAAAUAAAUAACUUUGUACAAAAAUAGUUCGGUUUUUUUUGGGUACGCCCUCGUAUACUAGAAACAGGUACUAAUCCAAACGUGCAUUAUAAACGGUAAACAAAUACCGAGUCUCCGAGUUACUUAAAUACUAUCGCUUGAAAAUACCGAAUUUUAUCACCCAAACGGCAUUAUUACUAUAAUUACGAAUUGAAAUAACUUAAAUUAUCGAAAAUGACGUGCAGAUUUUAAGUUAUCGACUGUAGUCUUCAGUAGAGCCUGACUGUUAUACGUAUCUAUAGGUGUAUGUCGUUAAAUAAGUAGUUUGUCUUAAAUAUUUUAUUAGGUAGGUAUUUUCGUAUCGUUAGAUUAUAACUGUUGAUGCGUUAUGACGCAUCCAUAAUAACAAAAUGAAAAAACGAGCAAAUUACUUUUCGACAGGCUAAAAAUAUUCUAAUAUUUCUAAUAGGUAGAACGUAUAACACAUGGUCGUCGACACUGUUAUCGUUGGUACACAGACAUGACGAAUGAAAUUCAAACGGUCAAAAUAUUCUAAAAGUUAUAUGGUUUUCUAACGUACGUAUGCAUUUAUUAGCGGUGGGAAAAAUUCGGGUUUGUUGAAUAGGGAAUCCGAUAUCCUGAUUUUUGGAUUUUGGAAUCCGAAAUCAAAAAUGUAUUCAAAAGAGUUUUAGAUUUUGAAACUUUAAUUUUGAAUUCUUUUAGGCAUUUUUAUUGAAUUUAAAAAACUAAUCAUAAUUAUAAUUGUUCUUUGUGUAAGUAUACUAAAAAUAAUCUGAUAAUAGUCCAUUAUAGUUCAUUAUAAUUAUAAAGAUAAAAUAUGGGUGAAAGGUGAGCUGCUGGCAAAUGUUUCAUAAAUAUAUUUUUUUUUCUUCUUUAAAUCUUUUAUUAUCAAUAACGAUUUUAGAAUAUGAGCAUUGUUAUACAAAUAUUAUAUAUAAAUCGAAAAUAUGAUCAAAAAUUAAAAAUUGUGCGUAUUAACAUAUAUUCCAGCCAAAACUAAGUAUAGACUACAGACAUCAUACAAAAGAAAAAAAGACACAUAGAAAACCUAAAAUACCUAUAUUAUAGGUGUUGUGUAAUAUAUUCAUCGCUCCGAUCAUAAAUUAAAAUAAUAGUAAUACAAAAAAAAAAAAAAAAAAAAAAAUGGGAUGUGCAUUUAUAUUUUUACUCCUACGUCACAUUUCACUACUGUAGUACAAGGCGACCGACUAUCUAUUAAUGUUAUUAUUAUCAUCAUCAUUCAUUACAAUAAAGUGCUCGUAUAGUGAUCGAAUAAUCAACUUCAAUAAUAUUUUAGUGUCGUCAUCGCUCAAUUAAAUAAACUUAUUGCCUAUAAUAUUCAUUAUACUACUAAUAACUAAUAAUAUAUAUACUACUAGUGUCUUUGCUAAGUUAUUUAAUACAAACUAUUAUGAUUGCACAUUCAAAUAUUAUUUUAACAGCUAUUUAGAACACGUAUUCGAGUAAGAAUACAGAUAUUUUUGAAACAUGUUUAUAAAUACUAUCAAAUAGUUUUCUCUUUUACAUAUGUAUAUAAUAUCAUCCCAUAAGUAAAACAUUUUGAAUCCAUUUCAAUUUUAACUUGUUAUUUGUAAAAAUUAUAAUAGUAUUCAUAAUCGUAUAUUCGAUUUCGAACACAACAAACGCGUAUGAAAAAUAUUCAAAAUACAAUUACACCGUGUGAUUAUUUUCGUAUAAGUAUUUAAAACGCGCGUUCAAACGUCGCUAGUGUUCGAAUGGUUUUAUUUAAAAAAUUGUAUUCGAUUACUCUCCGAGUUUCUGGUCUUUGAUUUUUGUUCAACGUCCCAAAGUAAAUCGCCGUUUGGCGGGAAUUAAAACCUAUUCUAGUUUUAGAAUAAUAUUAUUUUAAUUUGAAACCUUGUUAAUUUACACAGAGGCGUAUAAAUAUCAUUAAAUACUAGUGUUAAUGUAUAAUAUUAUGUUUGUGUGGUUAUUAUUCGCCACCGUGCUCACGUAAACGGAGAGAAAUUUAUUUUUACGUGACACGACGUUUCGACAAACCGCCGCAGUCACCACCUGUGGUACAAAAAAAAAAACAUGACCAUAUUCGAUUAGUACCUAUAUGAAUCUAAAAUUAAAAUUCGACGACGCGUAAAUACAUAUAAUAUAAGUAUAGCGGCACAAGACAAAAUUUUUAAUUUUUGCAUGAGAGUCGAUUGAAAUUUUAAUUAGUGAGUGCGCCUACCGAUAUUUUUUAUAUUGAUAACGGAACAUCGAUACUUGAAAACAUUUUUCUUAAGGAAUCUUCUUAUAUGGUGAUUUUUUUUUUAUAAACCCGCUAUUUUCACGGAGAAUUUGAUUUGAUUUUUUUAAAACAAUUAUGUAUUCUUUUAAGCUUUAUUUUAAAACAAACCAUUUUUAAUUUUUUACCCUUAUUCCAUGUACCUUGAAUUAAUAUAUACUUUUAUUUUUCUAACAGGAACCUUCUUUUUUGAACAAAGAUUCAAAUAGAGAAUAAUUGUCUAAACAUUUUGAUAUGCUUAACACUAAUAUCAGGUUUAUUAUUUAUAAGAUAUAAUUAUUUAAAGUUUAGACCGAAGGAAAAGGGAACAGUUAACAAUUUAUCAUUUAAAAAUAGAUAUGCAAUUUAUCAUUCUUAUUAUGGAGUUGGGCUCGGAAAUUAAAAAUGUUUUUUUUUUUUAAAUAAAGCUUAAAAUAUUCCAAAAAAAACCCUGUUUAAUAACUAAUUCUGCGUUAAAUCAUCUACAUCGAUUGCAGUAAAAAAUAUACAGUUUAAAAAGUCUAGAAAAAGAUAAGAGAUAAAUAUCUAUGUGAAGAUAAAAGAUACACGUAAUAAUUUAAUUAUCUAUGAAUGAAACUAAAUCAAUCAAUUUUUUUAUCUAAUAAAACAUCGCGUAUAGUUUUGAUUCGUGCGCUGUAAUAUUAUUUUUGCGUGCAUAUACCUAGGCCUAAUAUAAAUGUACACGUAUAAAACGGACUUGCUCUUUUGCCGUAGGUUCUGCAAGGGAAUGACGUAAUCGUUUCUAAACCUUUUUAACAUUCAGGGCUAUGCGCGUAAUAUUCUCGGCGAAAAUCGUUUCCAGUAGGAAUAAUAAUACGCCGACAAUAAUAGUAAUACUAAUAUAUGCGAACGUGGGCUGUAGAUAUUAUUGUCAAUUUAAAAACGGUAUACCUACAGCUGCAGCGCGCAACCGCGUAGGUGUAAUAUUAACACAGCGUGGUAUUAUUGUAGUAUGUUAUUAUUAUGUAGGUUAGGUUCAAAAACGUUUUUUUAUUCGAAUUUCAAGGACACCUGGUGCUGUUUAUUUUAAUGUUUAUUAAUUCUACUCAAAUAUCCUAGAAACCGGGUUUACAAACUUUUUGAAAAGAUGAAUCAGGUGUUGGUCCGUAGUACUUAUUUUCGUAAACGGUUUUUUUUAGUACGUUUUGAAAAUGAGCGACAACAAUGUUUUUAUUCUUUUUUUGCAGUUGAAGAUCUUCCCCUGCUUCGUCUUCAAUCGACUCGUACAAAAGUAUACAUAAUAUUUACAUAUAUAAAGAGACGAAUUAAGGAAACUAAAUUUAAAACUAGAUUAAGGGUAGAUGGUUUUAAUUUAAAGGAACUAUCGGUAAAAAAAAAUCAAAAUUUUUUAAACCUUUGCAGAAGUUCAAGGUCCGAUAUAAGGGGCUAUGUAUAACAAAAUUUUUAGUGUGAGGUGUUUAAUAUAGAAACAACGAAAAUUACGAGUAUUUACUUGAGGUACGUUAAAAUAUAUUUUUCCCAAUAAACUAGGACAGUCUAUGGAACCGUUCAAUAGUCCAUAUACAAAAAAUAUACAUCAGGAAAAUUUCGUGUGGAUUGCAAAGAAUUCAUGUUGCAUUGACGCUCAACUUCAGAAGUAGGAUAACCGGUCAAAUCAAUUGUAUGUGCUACCAUGCGAAGGAAACGUUGCACUUUUUAAAUUUUAUCCGUAAGACCUAGUUGCGUAGGGUUCCAAACAACUGAACUAAAGACCAGAACGUACUAAUGCAUAAAACAAAGUUUUCAAGCAGUGUAGCUUAUUAAACCUUUCGCAAUUUUUUUUUUAAAAACCCUAAAUUUCUGUAAGUUUUAACACAAAUAGUAUUUAAACGUUCAUUAAAAGAAAUAUCCGAAAAUAAUAAAAUAUAUAAGUCCCCAAUGGUCUUCACACUUACUAAAUUCAAAUUAUUUUUUACGUAUUCGACUUAUCAGAUGGUUUCGAUUUCGAUAAAGAAAAUUUACUUACACAUGUCGAUAUUUAUGUGUAAACCCAUUCAGAUCAUAUUGUUAGUAUAAUAAUAAUGAUCCUCCCUGUUUUUAAUGACCAUAAAUAUAUAAAUAGCUUUAGGUUGUCAACAAAUAAUAAGUAUUUACAGUGCUGAAAAACAGUACUUAAAUCGUUAAUGAAAGUUAAAAACAAGAUGGGCGAUAAAUGACCUCCCUGUGAAAUUCCAGAAGUUGCCAAGAAAGGAGUGGAAACCGUAUUCUGUAUUUUAAUUAUUUGUGUUCUAUCACAUAAAUAUGAUGCUAACCAUUCCAAGGACUUGCCCGUUCUUCUUACAAUAAUGUAUACGAACAACAAAUUACCGUAUGUAAUAGUUAUUAUAUAUUUAUAUUAUCAGUUUUCAUUCCACUAUUAUACACCAUCACUGUUUGAUUAUAUCCACACACGUUGAUUUUUAAAUUUUGUUUAUCUUUCACGAUAUUAUAGGAACAUAAUUUAGUUGUUUUAAUACCUAUUUAAAUAAUCGGGUGAUGCAACGUUAUAUUGGAUAUAGUCGUAUCGUGUUGUGUAGCCGGAUUAAUGUGGGGUGGCCGGGAGAGGGAGCUAAGAGCAAGGGUUGUAACUUGUGAGGUUAGGUUAGGCUUCAGACAAUUUUAUUAAACACUUUUUAUAAAACAUUAAAAAAAAAAAUAUAUAAAAAUUGAAGUGUAAAUGAUCAAAUAUAGAAAAUUUAUGUUAUGUUUUUUUUCAGUUCUAUAAUUAAUUUUAAAAUGUUUAAUAAUGUUUUUAACGAAAAAAACGUCCACGAACCACAGCGACAAUUGUUUUACAAUAUCUGUUUUAUGUUUGUUUUACAAUUCCAGAGCAAUGUCUCAUACGGUGACAGUGACCAGGACCACGACGUCCACGACGUCUGCCAUAAUUCUGAACACAGGUUACGUGAAAUCUGUGCCCGGCUUAUUGAAGUUGGCUGAAGUCGUAAGUACCAACAGUAUUAUUAAACUCAGAAUCUAAAAAAAAAAAAAAUUGUAAUUAUUAAAAAUAUUUUGAAAACCGUCGAUAAUUUUAUUGGAUUUAAAUACAAGUAUAUAUUAUGUAUAAUUUAAAUUUUUUUAUUCGAAUAUAAUUUCGGAUAAUACCGAAAUUAAAAAAAAUAAUAUCGUGUGUUAUAGACGUGUGGAUGUGCAGCUCCUAUAAUAUCGAUAUGCAAUGUGCAUAACGUCAUAAUAUUAUGAUAUAGUAGUUUAUACAAAGCCUCGUAUUUAUACGAUUUUAAAAAUAUACAAUAAUUGCUGGUGUAAUUUGUCGGAGUUUUGUUUUGUUUUGUUUUGUUUUUUUUUUUGUCUAAAUCACUAUUACUUUAUUAAUAGUAAAAUUGGACGUUCGCAAUAAAAUAAUUAACACCGCGUCUAAUUAUAUUUAGGUACUUACCGUGUCCUAGUCUGAAUCAACAAACGAUUAUAAGGUUUUAAUAGCGUGUAAGUUAUUGUGUUAUUCUAGAUAAUUCAUUAUGUAUGUCGAGACUUGGCCGAGUAAUGAGGUAGUAUACAUAAAUACAUAUAUAAAAAAAAAAUAAAAAAAUAGUGCAAAUGGCUCAAUUACAGUGAUUUGAAAUUUUGAAUAUUAUUUGAAAUUUGAUCACUGAUAUCAGCCAUUUGGUCCUAUUUAUAGUUUUACCGUACCAACAUUAAGACGAGUGUAAUAUUUGCAUUAACCAUUUUGUCUCAGUAAAAAAUAAUAAUAAUGAAAUUAUUCGUAUGAAAAACAUUAAAAAAAUCUUUGAAAUUACAAUUGGUCACGACGGAUUAUUUCGGGUUAUAAUAAAACGUGCGAUUUCGAUUAGUGAUGUAUACGCGAAAAUUCAUUUCGUGUCACCUAUGAUAUACAAUACUCGCUACAACAUAUCGCAAAACUCACCUUAACGUGCGAUUUAUAAACAUUUCAAACGGACAUAAAAUUUCAAAUUUCACGUUAUUCAGUGGCGUAUGUUUGAGACGGAAUAAAAUAGAUCAGUCUUUCCUACGUGGCCCGUUGUUGUAACAAAAUAAUAAUAUUAUCACGAUUUAAGAAGUAUGGCAUUACAAGUCCGUAGCCACAUUGCUCUUUAAUAUUAUCAUACACUUAUUAAGCAUCCCUAACAACACAAUAUUACUAUAAAUUGUAUUUGGUGAUAACUGAUAAUAUUUCCAGUCUCUUUACAUACUUUCAUGUCAAAUUCCAUCGGACGAGGUCGUCGACGAACCAAGUUUAAAUAAAAUAAAAUCGGAUUUCAUGUCACGUGCGAUAGCCCCGCGGCUAUUUCUCUGAACAAUUAUUUUAGUGACCCAUCCCUUUCCCAUGAAAUAUUCCAAAGUGCGGUAGCACUGGCGUUCUAUAUUACAGUAACCCGCAAGUUGACUAACUGCAUACGUCGUACGAAUACAAAUAUCGAAUGGCGAUUAGACGCGUAUACGUGCAAUGCGUCCCGGGAAAGCUGGCAUACGACAAAAACAGCCACUGGUUUCGAUCGCAAUAAAAUGAUACGUCCAACGAUAUUAUAGCCGUCAUUUGAAACACAAUCACGGAGAUGUAUCUUAAAUAAUAUUUUUGAAUUCAGUUGUGGUCUAAUAGAGCGGUCGGUGGAUCGACAAGCCCUAGUCAACUGUUCGUUGGAAUUACAUAACAAUCAAAUGUAAAACGAUCAAGCGCAUAAUUAUUAUUACAUUAGUUUGAGAUCAUAUUAUUUAAAAAAUUAAGACAUUUAUACAUUAUUUUUUUUUCUCUACAAAUUACUCAUUUGGGGUAGCGUAGCUGUUAUUUGUCGACCCUGAUAUGAAGUGGCGGGAUAGCAGUAGCUACCCCCAUCGCCUUUGCCCGUCUGCAGCGUUUGUCAGAACGAAUUUUCGUUUGGCUAAAAUCAAAAUACAUACGAUACGCGUUAUACGAUUUCGCCCGGGCCGGAAAUCAUUGAUUAUUUUUAUUCGCGAUGAUCGAUAACCGAUGACGACGACUUCUAAAUUUAAAACAUUUUUACUCAUCACGCGAGAUAUUAUACAUGCGUGUGAUACGCCACCGCCGUCCACUCGAAUGCAUUUUUAUUUGCAGUAUUAUUCCGAGUGCGAACUAUAUCCUCAAGUGUCAUGUGUAUGUGCGUAAGCAUAAUACGAUAUAAAUAAUAUGCGCCGCUGCUGACGUGUAAACCGUCGCAAUACCGCCGAGUAACGAUAAUAUACAAGGUGUGCAUAUUAUUUGUUGGUUGACGAUAAUAUACAGCUUAUUUGAAUGAAAACAUCAUAAUAUAGUAAUAGACUCUAAUUGUGCCAUUGGCGGGUUUUAAAAAUUUUUCCACGAGAUGACCUAAAAAGUAGUAUACAUUUCAAAGGUACUAUUAUUAAUUGACGCCUCUUUUUUAGACGAUAUUUUAUUGAAAUUAUAUCAAUGUCUAAUGGGAGGGGGGGAGCAAUCCAGACCUCCUGGACCACCCUCCCGUAAAUCCGUCACUGCCCCGUGCCACGUUAGUUUUCCCGCUAUUUCUAGUACACUUCUAUUGGCAUUUUCUGGAAUGAUAAAGUCCCACGUUCGGGAAUUCGAUUUGUUUUACACGCGAUGGAUUGAAGUAAUAAAAGUCGAAUCGAAUUUCAACGUAAAUUUGACGAUAUUUUUGUGACAUUGUUAUUAACAAGUUUAUUUAAUGUUUAUAACGCAGUAUACGGUAUUUUACUUUAAUAAAAAAAUUGUAGGCAGUACACCGUGUAUGUAACAGAUAAAUCCGACCGGACGUGUUUUAUAUUCAAUUUACUAAAAGCGUUUUUGUCAGAGGAAAAUAGGCGUCGACAGAAGACGAUCGUUCUUCUGAUUUUUGUUUUUUUUUUUUCACGACACAGUCCGGCGUGAUUCAUCAGCGUAUUAUUAUAAUAUAGCUACACUUCGAGUAAGUGAUAUAAAUAAAUCGUAAAAAAAAUCCGAAUACUCGAAAAUUGUUUAUAUUAUGUUUAUUUUUGUCACGCGCGCAUUAAACCGACGAAACCCAUAUGGGAAUUGGCAAAACCGCAUGGAAAUCGUCUUGUGUUGAUUAUACGGCAACGAAAAUGUUGUCGCCAUGGGCGACAGUUGCGAACCAAAGCGCGUUACUGAUUCGGUUAUAAAACACGAGAUUUCGAACCAGCGUGACGUGCGUAAACGCACGGCGCACAGUCGAGAUGACACAACAAAAUGCGUGUCGAGGCCUAAUAUCGUCAUCGCGUCUUCGUCAUAAACGGGCAUAAAAAAUAUUUUAUUAAUCGCACGAGUUACAGGCGGGCCGGUGCGUUUGUUACGACGGCUAUGACAACCGGUCGUGGAACGAAAGACACGAAAAAAAAAUAAAACCGUGUAAUUUCGAGUCUGCCCCGGGGGCCGAAUAAUAAUUGUUUUGUACCUAUACGUGCGCGCGUAAUAAUAGUAAUAAUGACUAAAAAGAUAAUAUUAUUAUCACUGUAUAUAAUGUACGGUGAACGUCAUCCAGACGAUGACCUCAGCGCGUUUUCGGGCUCACCGACGGCGGCGUCGAGAUUUAUCGUUAUUUUAAAUUCCGAGCGGACCGGAGAAGUCAUUGUGCAAUCACUGAGGGAACUGCGAACGUAACAUCUUAAAGAAUCCUAAACGAAAUCCUUCAGAAACAGGUAUGCGGUUAACACGCUAGUAAUUCUGAAUAACGCGUUUAAAAUUUAUUUUCUGAUAAUUUCAGUAUUGAGGAUAUUUGAAUGUUAUUUUGAAAAAAGUUCUUGCUGUAAUUCGAAAUGUUCGACACUGCACACGCAGAACACAUUUCGAUAAAACGGAUUUUUAAACUAUUCGAUUCCGUUAUACGGCGGAUUAAGAGAUUGUACUCGUUUUCGUCUUAUAUACCUGACCAGUAAAACGACUUUCGCUCAGAAUCGAUAUUUUAAUCACAAUGGCGAUUUUCGUCGCUAUAUAUUCGUAUAUACAUAUGUGUACAAGUGUCCAGUGCUUUUCCGUCUACAACACUCAAGUCUCACACACCGAAAUAGGCGCAACUGGAGCCUAAAUAUUGGGAGUGUUAAAAUUAUGUAACGAAAAAUAACCGGUGGGGGCUGCGCCCCUACGCUCCCAAAUGCCAUUUCUCAAUUAUUUUUGAAUCACGAUAACCAUUCGAAAAUGAAACGUGUCUAGUUAUAUUUAUGCACAGUUAAAACAUUGUGAUAUGUGAUCUUAUAUUUUACGAUUAAAUAGUGAACGCAAUCGGUGAACACGGACACUCGACCGAAGUGACGAGACGAGUACCUCGACAAUCACGAAAUAUUUUAAAUUAAUCUCGUGAUUGGGCCGAUAAAAGUUUAUAUCAAACCCACGAAGGCAAUAAUAACAUAUUAUUAUCGGUCCGUCUCGGCACAUAUCUGUAUACAGCGCUUUUUUAUGCGAUCCGUUGUCUAAAAAUAGCUCUCAAGCGAACAGUCUCUCCGUUGCGAUAUUCGAUAAAAUGUAUCACCAUAUCCAUAGACAUUUGAACAUAACUGUUCUAAAUAAAACCUAAAAAAAAAAAACAUUGAAUCGACUUGGUAUUUCGCUGCAAUCGUUAUAGUUGGAUCUAAAAAAACAAGGGAUGCUAAAGACCCUCUUGCACCCCACCCCCCGCCCCCCCUGGUUUCUCCACUGUCCACCGAUCGUAUGAAGUAUGCGGUUCCUUUUUUAGUUAUUACUUAUUAUAAUUGUUUUGGGCGGUGGCUAGGCGUAUUCCAUAAACGCGAUUAUAAUCGAAAGUCACGCCCGGGAAACGGCCCGCUAGCCUAACCCGACAGUAGUAUCGUUCCGUUAAAUAAUGAAAGACAAUUCCGUUCGCUCACCCCCUCGAAUUUCUAACACUCCGAGCGUAUUUUACCAAUUCUGUUACAUACCCACUAUAUACACGUACCAUGGAUUUUUUCACGGCGCACUCGAAAACGUUUCAAGUAAGAAAAAAAAAAAACUCGCAAUAUUGUCAAUACUAUACAUCGUGUGUUAUAUUUCGACAUGUACGAGUGUUAUUAUAAUUAUUACGAUAAUAAUACAUAUUCGCGGUCUUGGAGGCCCGCUGAAAACAAUAUUUCGAAGCGAGUCGUGACGUCGUUAUCCCUCCCCUGAAUAUCCCGUUCGUGUCACCAACGCAAUAAUUCUGCAUAGGAUUCCAACGCCGACGACGUCACCGCGUAUGAAUGCCGAACAUACCGAACGAUUGUUUUAGUAAACUCAAUAAUAUACUAUAAGCACACUCUGUACACAAUAAUAUUUCAAGGCCGGUUUUUAUUUCAAAGAGAAAUCGUUGUUAAUUUUUAUCCCGAGAUAAAUCGAGAACGAAAGUUAGCUAUGCACAUGGCCACAUACAUUCCCCCCCUCCCUGCCCAAACUCAAAAGUAGAAUAUCUCGUCAACGGGUUGACGGGAGUAAACAAUGUCAACACCAAAAUUGCAUUUAAACUAAAACUUCGUACGUCAACAGAAGUCGUUAUUUGAAAAUCGGAAGUGGACAUAUAGGUCAUGAUUACUCUGUGCCCGAAAAUAAGGGCGACGAAUCGCGGCAUUUCAAAAGAAAUUUGUUCAAGCGAACGGACUUCGCUCAGAACUGCGUUUCGUUUGUACCGAUUUACCGUCGCGUUCCAAUGGAAAUCAAAUAACUCUGCAUUUCCCACGUCUCGUCUACAAUGCGCGUCCGCCGCAGAGUAUCGGCUCUUUUGUUAUUUUCUUACCGACGAUCGCUCACUGGAGCGACGUUAAAAGGUCGCUAAAUAUCGAAACGCGAUUAACAAAACGCACACGAUAUUUUAAUAGAUAAUCUCUGCGCAAAAAGCGAAACGAGCGAUGAUAAUAUUACGAUAGUACGGGCGUUUUUAACGAGCUCGAAAAUCCGGCAACGCGCGCGCACGACAUAAAUUAUGACGUUUAGGCCGAGUCCCGACGGGCGUGUGUCCGGGGACGAAAUGCCGCGAAAUGGAAAAAGGCACGCCGUGAUCGAUACCCGCGAAGUCUCGCGCCCGGAAUAUCUGUGGCGCCAUGUGCACUCGCCCCCUCGGCUAUGCCAAUGUCCAUUGCGUGUACAAUGGCCCGGCGUCCAGCUACUAUCAUUAUACUAGUCGUGUGUACAUAUUAAACGCGAUUUGCGAUCGGCGAGCCGGAAAACCGCGUCGGCCUCGGGGACCUUGGUCUUUAGGUGUGAAAAAAAAAUAAAAAAAUACCGCAACGCCAAUAGCAUACGCGUCUGUCCGAAAAUAAAACGUCCGUCGAUAAGGCUCGUUUUGAACUUGGCGGUUUCGCCGUCGUCGCGUUUGUCAAUAAAUCCGACGUUUUGUGGACGGUAUAUGGUGUCCGACGGAUUGGCACGUAUCGACCGCAUUGUCGCGAUAUGUACAUAUUGCUUUUAUUAUAUUACGUUCGAUAUCUUAUUAUAUUCCUCAAAACGUUUCCAAAGUGUCGUGUACCGCAAGGACACGCGUCGUCGUGACGGUUCUUAUACGUCUGGUUUAAAAAAAAAAAAAAAAAAUAGCGUGCGGACGUGCGGCACUUUUGUACGUGUUAAGUUUCGAAGGUGGGAUAUAUGCGCAAACAGCGUAAUAUUAUUUACAAUGUGUACGGGACGAUAAAUCAUUUCUAACCGAAAACGAUCCUUAAGCGAUUGAAAAACAAAAAUUUAUUACGUCGCGUUCGACUUUUUGUUUUGACCUUUAAACGUUGUUUACUGACAGAACAAAAUAAUAACAAUAUAGUAGUAAAAUAAAAGAGCACACGUCAUGGUGCUAGAGCAGCAAAUAUAUACCUCGCUACACUUAGAAUCCAAAAAAUAACAGCUGUGAAGAAAUAACCCAAAGAUUAUCAAUGUAUUUGUUCGAAAAAAAAAAAAAAUAUAAAAUACAAAGUUUAAAUAAACGUUUGGUAUAUAUCUAAAUUUAUAUCUACAUUGUAUUACUCGGGUACGACCGUCGCAUACGCAAUUAUAUUUGACAUGGGCGCAACUAGGGUAGUAUUAUGGGGUCUUUAGCAACCCCUCUCCCCCCCCCCAAACAAAAAGACCCAACAAGCUUUUUCGUAGUAACGACUGCGUAUUAUUUUAUCCGUGUAUUUCAUAAUUGAAAAGCAGAACAAAAUACAUAUAUUACCUACAGACAAUGCAUGUGUGUAUAAAACAUAUGUUAAAAUAGUCAUGAAAAAUUUUUAUACCGACGUAAAAUUGUAAAUGAAAUACAUAGUUGUUUAUUAUAAGAGCCGUGUAAAGGGGAUUGUGAGGGCAUAACCCCCGUGGGCAUUUGACGAGUCCGUAAUUUUAACAUCCCCAAUGUUGGUGGUCUAGUCGCGUUUAUAAGUCUAUAGUAUAUUAUUAUAAUAAUAUUCUUGACGUGUUUUUUUGUUUUCAGAUCCUGGGAGGUAUAAUCUUGGCACUGUUGAUCUUCAACAAAGAGAAUCUAUGCAGCUCCUGGGUUUAUGGCGCACACAAUGCGCAACUUUUCUUCUGGGCCGUAAUCACUACGUUUUUCACAACGAGUUUUCUGCUGUUGAUAUCCUGUCUGCUGUCGAUUUCUACGGGGCCCAUCAUAUCUAAAACCAAUUUCGUAAGUACAUAAAAUACGACACCAAUUCGAUGGGUUUAUUACAUGAGCCACGUCAAUUUGGGGAGUUUUAAACCGGCCGUCUCGAAAUCUCAUUUCUUACUUUUUUUGGAUUUUCGCACUUUUCCUAUGCUAUAAAUUGGGGGGACAGUGUUCGUGGGAAAUAAUAUCAAUCAGAUUUUAUAAUUUUUCAAGAGGCGAAAAAUCUGAAUAAUGUACUAUAGACUAUUUUGCACCAACGGAUUUUACUAUAUUGACUUAUGCCUAAAUACGUAUACGUGAAAUUAAAAAAGAGAUAGAUAGAUUGUUUAGUGCCACCAAUAGAUCUGUCAUAAAAAUUUCCCACUAUAUUCAUUUAUAUUGUAAAAUUUGACAAAAUGUGAUUUUUUCACGAACGCCGGCCAAUGUUCAAUGUUACGUAUACGUAAUGUUCCUUAAUAUUCGAAAAAAAAAAAACGUUUUGGCGAGUUAAAAUCCUUGUAUUUAUUGACCGGCAACGUUUAUGUAUUUAUUUGGUUUUUUUUUUUCGACUUCUUAUCGCGUCAUAGAUUCGACAUAAUAUUAUAGGAUGGACCAAAAGUGCGUUCCUAAUAAUUUUCAGCGUAAAGUAAUAAUGACCGUUCGCGCUCGUGAAAGUGUUUUGGUAACAAUGUGUGGUGCGCGUGCGUAUGAGUUAAGGGACAGUACGGCGGAGAAAUCGCAAGACCGCGUUCGAUUUUGAUUUGGUAGCGCGCAACCGCUCGGAAAGAAUUCGACUUCGCGAAAACCAUUCGGCUCGGAUUCGGUUAAGAGGACGUGAGAAUACCUAUGCGGCAUCCGCAUGCCCGUCUUACAAACGUAAAACAGCGAAUUUGCGUUAGUUUGAAUAUCACAAUAUCAUAUUGAAUUGUAAGACAAUCGAAAAAAAAAAACCGAAAAAAGAAACGAUAUUAUCAUAUCAUAUUAUGAACAUUAUAUGCGCGACCGUGGAGGUUGUUUCGUUAUUUUAAUUUUCAAACGAGAAUACGCAAGUACUCGUUACAGUUUAAAUAUGAUUAUAUCUCGGUUAAAAAUUAAAACAUCGAAAAACGUCCGAAUGGUUGCGCAGAUUACGUUCAAGUUCGGUAACUGUAUAACAUUAAAAUUGACGGCACAAACCACAAAACCACAUUCCUGCUGAAUGCGAAUUCGCUGUGCCGUGCGUUUGGAAGAUAGAGACGCGUCACGUUUACUAAAAACGAUCUAUAUGAACGAAUCACGAUGUAAACCUGCAGCCGGCGGGUUUGGUGGAUUAUGCAAUUUUUUGAAGGCGUCAGAGUAUAGGCAACACAAUUCACUGAAAUCCAGCGGGUGGCCGGCAACAAUAAAUUACUGUAUUUUAUACCAAUCUAUCAUUGUUGUUAGUUUAUUAAAACGAUAUAUUUUUAUUUAUAUCGACAUUGCGGUUAGAAAAAAAAACAACGCUUCGCACGUCAGAUACAGUCACUGUUAUUGGUGUAAAGUUGGGAAGGUAGGAAUUUAAUGUACACCUGUAAGCAACGAUAAACUGUUGUUGACAAAAAAAUUAUUUAAAGUGUUUAAUUUAAAUUUACUUUGAUAAUAUUUGUUUAAUGUUGUACCUGUUUUCCCGUUCUCCUGUUUUUCAUCCGUUUUUUUCUAGUUUUUUCGAUACAUUAAGAAAAUUCCUGAGAAAAUAAAAAAAUGACCUCCUUAAAGUAUCGCUCAAGUCAGAUAUCCUUUCAGAAAAAGUGUUACACUUGUAGAUCAGAGUAAAAUUUCUAGUGAAAAAGUUAUUCACAAAAAAAAAAAAAAAAAAACAUCAUUGUAAAACCAUAAGCUUCUUCGCUCCACUCAGAAUCUGAAACAGUUUUUCAAUUACAUUUUAAUAUCGACAAAUAUAACUCACUACAAAUUGUUCAUAAGUUUACGCAUUAUUUUUUUUAUUUUUAUAACCAUUAUUGAAUUUCUAAAUAUUCUUGAAUUUCGGGUAUAUAGGCAGUUGAUUAAAUUUGUAGGUAUUUGACAAGUUUUAGACACUAAACGCAGAGGAGUUAAUUGCAACAUUUCACCGCAGUAUCAAAUUAUUAUUGUAUUUUAAGACUGGAAAUGGACUAUAUCUGAACUAAUCAAGUGUGGUCGUCCAUUGGAGAAUGUGAGGGGCAACACGGAGACCCCGAAUUUUUUUUUUUUUAUUUCUAAAUUCAUGAAUCCCCAAUAGAUACUACCUACCUGCUAUGAUAAUUCCGUAUUCCUCCCUAGAUAUUUUUCUGAGAUAAACUCGAAUAAGCACCUACUAGUGUCGAUAUUGUAUACUCAUUGAAGGCGUAUUAAAAUUUAUAACAAUAAUAUUUUGCGUUUUUUUUUUUUCCGUCUGUGUACAGGAGUUCAUUUACCACGGUGCCGGAUUCAUAUUAUUGUUGGUGGCGUCCGUGUUCCUGUUGCUCGACGCCAACGAACACAGCAGUCGCAAUCCUCGCAAUCAUUUUGUCGUCGCCUCGGUAAGUAUUCCGAUUCGGAUUUUGAAAACGAAUAACGUAGGCGUUUAAUUUUGUUUUUCGCAAUAAACUCGUGUACGAUUGUUACCCGUAUAGGUUCUCGGACUGAUCAUGGCUGCGUUUUACUUGUUGAGUUCGAUCUGGGGCUACCGGUCGUACAGAGGACCAUGAGCGACGACCCGUUGAAAACAAUUAUAAUAUUAUAACAUUUGCAGUACAAGUUGCGCAAAAGACGUGCGACAAACCCCGCGGACGGACACGAACGCGGACGGCGCACAUACGUCAUCAUCAAUACCUAUCUAUAGUCGUGCAACAGCUAUGCCUGCACCCAAUCAAUUUUUGUACAAAUUAUUCUCCGUCCGCUUCGCCUCAUAGGUCAUGUACCUAUGCAGUAACACCGCUUAUUCUCGCCCGAUCCAUCACCCGCCAUACAAUACUUCGUCCGCUCCACACGUCCUCCGAUUGUUUUCCCUCGCAUUAACUUCUGGGCACAGUUUUUCUCACAUAGCUUACCUCUUAUCUUUAAUCCGCGAAACGUUACAAACCGUUCGUAGCCGUCCGUACUUCCCAAUCCCCCCACGACUUUGUUAAUAAUAUUGUAUCAAGAUUAACUACCUGCCCUCCCCCCUCCCCUCCUCCCACACCCCCGUAUGCUUGUCAAUUCUUAUUUUUAUUAUAUAAUGUUACGCACCAAAAAGUGUUUUUUGACGCGGUCGGAGGUAACGGCGCGCUACAAAAAAUUACCGACCGAUCGUCGUCGUAUAUUAUUCAAAUAUUUUGAGCGUUUUUAUGUUUAAUUUAAAUCGUUAUAAUAUGUAUACAUUUAAGCCAUCGUCGUUUUUGCGCGUUCCAAAUAUGAACAUGUUUUUAUUUCGUUGUAUAUUUUUUUCGAAUGCCUUGAACAAAAUAUAUUUAAUAAGUGCCUUAUACUAUUAUUAUAUUCAAAUGAAAAACAAAAACAUACGUACGCUUGCGUUCAUCGACAUAAAUGUUAUAAUAUUGUACUAAUAUUGAAAUAUAUUACUGUUAUAUUUAUAUUUUUAUUAAUUUUAACACCGCUGUUAUAAAAAUAAAAUUUAGAUUAGAUUUUUAUAAUAAGUUAUACUGUAAUAAUGUCUAAAAUAUAAUUAUUAACUCGAUCAAAAAAAAUUAUUACCUAGUUUGUUAUUAAAACGUUCGUGGAGUAGCUAAAGCACGGAGAUUUCAAAUUUGAAAAAAAGAAUAUCUAAC
Messenger RNA from Cinara cedri, 24703 nucleotides. The record is from the annotation of a GenBank genome assembly. Lineage: Eukaryota; Metazoa; Arthropoda; Insecta; Hemiptera; Aphididae.